Messenger RNA from Ochotona curzoniae (black-lipped pika), 2368 nucleotides. RefSeq names its product arachidonate 12-lipoxygenase, 12S type (gene ALOX12). The record is from RefSeq and is a predicted model, not a curated record. Lineage: Eukaryota; Metazoa; Chordata; Mammalia; Lagomorpha; Ochotonidae. Gene Ontology annotation, molecular function: linoleate 13S-lipoxygenase activity; arachidonate 12(S)-lipoxygenase activity; protein binding. Gene Ontology annotation, cellular component: sarcolemma; cytosol. Gene Ontology annotation, biological process: lipid oxidation; linoleic acid metabolic process. The coding region runs from base 54 to 2045 and encodes 663 amino acids. The transcript is spliced from 14 exons.
CCCAGGAAUUGCGCUGAGCUGGGGCUCCCUCUCCCUACGCUGCUGAGGUCGCCAUGGGCCGCUACCAUAUCCGCGUGGCCACCGGGGACUGGAUCUUCUCCGGGUCGUACAACCGCGUGCAGCUGUGGCUGGUCGGGGCUCUCGGGGAGGCGGAGCUGGAGCUGCAGCUGCGGCCGGCGAGGGGCGAGGUGGAAGAGUUCGAGCUCGACGUCCCCGAGGACCUGGGGCCGCUGCAGUUCGUGAAGUUGCGCAAACAUCACUCGCUGGUGGACGACGCGUGGUUCUGCGACAGCAUCACGGUGCGGGCACCUGGAGCCUGCAAGACGGCCGCCUUCCCCUGCUACCGCUGGGUGUUUGGCGACGGUGUCUUGAGCCUGCCCGAGGGCAGCGCCCGCCUGCCGGUAAACAAUGCCUUGGACGUCUUCCAGAAGCAUCGAGAGAAGGAACUAGAGGAGAGACAGCGGACAUACCGCUGGGCCACCUGGAGGCAAGGACUGCUCCUGACCAUAGCUGCCGACACAAAGGAGGAUCUGCCCCCCAACAUGAGAUUCCACGAGGAUAAGAGGUUGGACUUUGAGUGGACGCUAAAGGCAGGGGGACUGGAGAUGAUCUUCAAACGGAUCUACACCCUUCUGAGCUCCUGGGAUCGCCUGGAAGUCUUCGAUCAGAUCUUCUGGGGUCAAAAGAGUGCCCUGGCUGAGAAAGUUCACCAGCGCUGGCAGGACGAUGAACUUUUCGGCUACCAGUUCCUCAAUGGCGCCAACCCCAUGCUGCUGCGACACUCCACCUGCCUGCCCUCCAGGCUUGUGCUGCCCUCGGGCAUGGAGGAGCUCCAAGUCCAGCUGGAGAAGGAGCUCCAGAACGGUUCCUUGUUUGAGGCCGACUUCAUCCUGCUGCAUGGAAUCCCAGCCAACGUGAUCCGAGGAGAACAGCAGUACGUGGCUGCCCCCCUUGUCAUGCUCAAGAUGGACCCCGAUGGGAAGCUGCUCCCCAUGGUCAUCCAGAUCCAGCCCCCCAGCGCCAGCUCUCCCACCCCAACACUGUUCCUGCCUUCAGAUCCUCCACUAGCCUGGCUUCUAGCCAAGUCCUGGGUCCGAAGUGCCGAUUUCCAACUGCAUGAGCUCCAGUACCACUUGCUACACACUCACCUGGUGGCUGAGGUCAUCGCUGUCGCCACCAUGAGGUGCCUCCCAGGACUGCACCCUGUCUUCAAGCUCCUGAUGCCCCACAUCCGCUACACCAUGGAGAUCAACACCCGGGCCCGGGACCAGCUCAUCUCCGAUGCAGGAAUAUUUGAUCAGGCAGUGAGCACAGGUGGAGGGGGUCACAUCGAGCUGCUGCGGCGGGCGGUGACUCAGCUGACCUACUGUUCCCUCUGCCCUCCUCACGACCUGGCUGAGCGGGGCCUGCUGGGACUCCCAAAUGCCCUCUAUGCCCACGAUGCUUCCCAGCUCUGGGAGAUCAUUGCCCGGUAUGUUCAGGGGAUCAUGGGUCUCUUCUACCAAAGUGAUGAGGUCGUGAGGAGGGACCCUGAGCUGCAGGCCUGGUGCCGGGAGAUCACAGACGUGGGGCUGUGCCAAGCCCAGGACCGGGGUUUCCCCAUCUCCUUCCAGUCCCAGGCUCAACUCUGCCACUUCCUGACCAUGUGUAUCUUCACAAGCACUGCCCAGCAUGCGGCCAUCAACCAGGGCCAGCUGGACUGGUUUGGCUGGGUCCCCAACGCCCCAUGCACCAUGCGGAUGCCCCCACCUGCCACCAAGGAAGACGUGACAAUGGCUAUGGUGAUGGGGUCACUACCUGACGUCAGGCAGUCCACUCUUCAGAUGGCCAUCACGUGGCACCUAGGGCGCCAGCAGCCAGAUAUGGUGCCUCUGGGGCAUCACAAAGAAGAGUAUUUCUCGGAACCCAAGGCCAAAGCAGUGCUAAGCCAAUUCCAGAAAGAUCUGGAAAACUUUGAAAAAGAGAUUAUAGCCCGGAAUGAGCCCCUGGACCUGCCCUAUGAAUACCUCAAGCCCAGCCGCAUAGAGAACAGUGUGGCCAUCUGAGGCCCAAAGAGUGCCCAAUGAAACAACUUUCAUCUUGAAUUCUGUGCUUUGCUAACUCUUAGCUGCUAAGAUGCCAUUCUCUCCCCAAAGCAAGCUGCUGCAUCAGCACCUCCCCAUUCCUGGGGAAGGGGGGACACUUGACUCAUUCUGUUGAAAAAUGAAAUAAGAUUUGGGGCUUUGCAAGACCACACAGUCUGUACCAACUCCUAAGCUCUCCUGUUGCAGUACGAAGACAAUCAGACACUAUAUAAACCAGUGAGCAUAACUCGGUCCCACUAAAACUCCAUCUAUGGAAUAUACUGGACUUCACAGAUCACAACUUU